Papaver somniferum (opium poppy) is the source of this 2924-nucleotide messenger RNA. Its product is annotated as casein kinase 1-like protein HD16. Gene Ontology annotation, biological process: signal transduction; peptidyl-serine phosphorylation; endocytosis. The transcript has 17 exons. The record is from RefSeq and is a predicted model, not a curated record. The coding region runs from base 405 to 2528 and encodes 707 amino acids. Gene Ontology annotation, molecular function: protein serine/threonine kinase activity; ATP binding. Gene Ontology annotation, cellular component: cytoplasm; nucleus. Lineage: Eukaryota; Viridiplantae; Streptophyta; Magnoliopsida; Ranunculales; Papaveraceae.
AGAAAAAGAAAAGACCGAACAAGACAUCUUAAUAGUGUCUGCUGCUUCUUCUUCUUCUUCCUUUCAUCGCUCACCAUUUUUCGAUUUUCAUCUUAUUAAUCAUCUUAACAAACCAGAACCUAAUCGAAAUAUCUUCUGGUAAAUCUACUACAAAGAAAAUAAGGAUCACGUUAUCUUAAAACUCAAGUUUUCAGUUUGUGAAUCCGAAUAAAUUCAUUUUCAUACAUUAUCAUCGGAUAUCGUGAAUGUAAAAACAUUUCGGAUCGUUAUCAAAAUCGAAGUCUAAGAGAGGCGAUUCAAUCAGUUUUUCAUUCAGAUUGUUUGUUUCUCAUAGUUUCGGUUAGGAUCUAGGAUUUAAGGCGUUUCUGGGAAUUUAAUAGGGUCUGGAUUUGCAUGGGUAGACGAUGCCAGAGCUGAGAAGUGGAGCUAGACAAGCUCGUUUAAGAUCCAAACGGCUUGAUGAUCCUCAGCCUUCUGCCCAACCAUUUGAUCAAGCUGAAGACUUAGUACCACCUGCUCACAACCGAGGAAGAAGAGGUGGUAGAGGAAGGGCCGCCAAUGCUGCUGGAGUAGGAAGAGGGGCUGCGACAAGACAAGCUGGUGCUGGUAGAGGAAGGGGCGCUAGGUUGACAGAUUUGAACCCGGAGCUUCCCCGUGUAGUUCUACCUGGACCUGUUAUUGGAGUUCCCGAAGAACCUGAUCUAAACCGAGUGGAGGGUGUUGGGGAUAGAGACCUAGUUAUGGAGGGGAGAAGUGCAGAAAAAUUGAUUGGUGUUGAAGAAGACCCAAGUACAGCUCCGGUUCCUGAAAGGGUCCAGGUAGGUAGCUCCCCUGUGUAUAAGGUAGAGAGGAAGCUGGGAAAAGGUGGUUUUGGCCAAGUCUAUGUUGGCAGGAGGAUGAAUGGUGGAAGUACAGAACGUACGGGACCAGAUGCAGUUGAGGUGGCACUGAAGUUUGAGCAUCGUAGUAGUAAAGGUUGCAGUUAUGGUCCUCCUUAUGAGUGGCAGGUCUAUAGCAAUCUCAAUGGGUGCUAUGGAAUUCCUUGGGUUCACCACAGAGGUCGUCAAGGAGAUUUCUACAUAUUGGUGAUGGACAUUCUGGGGCCCAGUCUGUGGGAUCUGUGGAAUUCACUUGGACAGACGAUGUCGCCAAAUAUGGUGGCCUGCAUCGCUGUUGAGGCAAUAUCAAUCCUUGAAAAGCUCCACUUGAAGGGAUUUGUCCAUGGAGAUGUGAAGCCAGAGAAUUUUCUUCUUGGUCAGCCUGGAACUGCUGAUGAAAAAAAGCUAUUUUUAAUCGACCUUGGUUUAGCGUCUAAGUGGAAGGAUACAUCAUCUGGCGAACAUGUUGACUAUGACCAGAGGCCAGACAUCUUCAGGGGCACAAUCAGAUAUGCCAGUGUUCAUGCGCAUUUGGGAAGAACAGGAAGCAGGAGAGAUGAUCUUGAAUCUCUUGCAUACACAUUGGUGUUUCUCAUCAAAGGAAGGUUACCAUGGCAGGGUUAUCAGGGAGACAAUAAGAGUUUUCUCGUUUCUAAAAAAAAGAUGGCUACUUCCUCGGAGUUGUUGUGUUGUUUUUGCCCUCCUCCAUUCAAACUGUUCCUUGAGAUUGUAACGAACAUGAAAUUUGAUGAGGAGCCAAACUACAUGAAGCUUAUUGCUCUAUUUGACAGCCUUAUAGAACCUUGCACACCUUUGAGGCCGAUUUGUAUUGAUGGAGCCCUGAAGGUUGGGCAGAAGCGAGGCAGGCUUCUUGUGAAUCUGGAAGAGGAUGAGCAACCUAGAAAGAAAGUUCGCUUAGGAAGUCCAGCUACACAAUGGAUAUCAGUUUAUAAUGCACGGCGGCCCAUGAAGCAAAGGUAUCACUAUAACGUUGCGGAUACAAGGCUCCGGCAACACGUAGAUAAGGGUAAUGAGGAUGGUUUGUAUAUCAGUUGCGUGGCGUCUCAGGCAAAUCUUUGGGCCCUUAUAAUGGAUGCAGGAACAGGAUUCAGUUCCCAAGUUUAUGAGUUGUCCGCUAUGUUCCUUCAUAAGGAUUGGAUAAUGGAACAGUGGGAAAAAAAUUACUACAUUAGCUCAAUAGCUGGUGCACUCAACGGGAGCUCCUUGGUUAUCAUGUCCAAAGGAACCCCUUGUACCCAACAGUCGUACAAAGUGAGUGAAUCAUUUCCUUUCAAAUGGAUAAAUAAGAAAUGGAAAGAAGGCUUCCAUGUCACAUCAAUGACUACUGCUGGAAAUCGUUGGGGUGUGGUAAUGUCCAGAAAUUCUGGUUAUUCUGACCAGGUUGUGGAGCUUGAUUUUCUUUAUCCAAGUGAAGGAAUCCAUCGGCGCUGGGAGAGUGGUUACAGGAUAACCUCAGUAGCUGCGACCCCCGACCAAGCUGCCUUUAUAUUGAGUACACCAAAACGUAAAAUAAUGGACGAAACUCAAGAAACAUUGCGGACGUCUGCUUUUCCAAGUACACAUGUAAAGGAGAAGUGGUCGAAAAAUCUCUACAUUGCCUCAAUUUGUUACGGUCGAACCGUUUGUUGACGAGCAAUGGUUGUAUAUUUGUUGAUUUCUGAUAAAAGAAAAGGUAUUCAAUUCCCGAUCUUGAGAGGCUAUGUUUUUGGACUUGGGUUUGCAAUGAAUGGCCUUUCUUUAUUUUACUGAAAGGCCAUGCUUCUCAUACCAUAUGCUUCUGAGCCUCUGUAAGAAAUGCCGUCCAUAACAAUUGAAACAGAGAGCGCUAUUGACCGUGUACCUAGAACCAACAAAUUAGCCAGUGGAGAGACUGAUAGAGUUAUCAAUUGUUUGAUGAAAACUGAUAUGUUAUAAUAUAGUCAAUUGACAAUGAACAGGUGAAGUUGUGCCUCAAAAUUGUCGAAUAGUUACAAUAUUUUUUGGAAUGAAUACAAGGCUGGGAAUCAAAUUGGCUAAUGUUGGUAA